ACCGCGGAAGCGGCGGCGGGGAGAGGCGGUGCCGGGCCGGAGAGCCUCCGGGCCAGAGCGCCUCCCGGCGGCGGGGCCUCCCUCCUCGCCAUGAACAUCGACGUGGAGUUCCACAUCCGCCACAACUACCCCUGGGGCCGGCUGCCCGCCAGCGUCAAGCAGGGUCUUGGGAACUCUCAGAAGGAAUAUGAAAGGCAAGUUGUACUUUAUAGCAUCCGCAAUCAGUUACGAUACCGGAAUAACUUAGUUAAGCAUGUCAAGAAAGAUGAACGUAAAUAUUAUGAGGAUCUGUUAAAAUACAGUCGAGAUCAUCUCAUGUUGUACCCUUAUCAUUUGUCUGACAUCAUGGUAAAAGGUCUGAGGGUAACACCGUUUUCCUAUUACACGGGCAUAAUGGAGGAUAUAAUGAACAGCGAAAAAAGCUAUGAUUCAUUACCCAACUUCACUGCUGCUGACUGUCUAAGACUUCUUGGUAUAGGAAGAAACCAGUAUAUAGAUCUAAUGAACCAAUGUAGGUCUUCAAAAAAAUUUUUCAGAAGGAAAACUGCCCAUGAUCUCUUACCUGUGAAACCUGUGGAGAUCGCUAUAGAAGCAUGGUGGGUCGUACAGUCUGGCUACAUCACUGAGGAUGACAUCAAGAUUUGUACUACAUCGGAGAAGUCUGCUAUUGAUAAGAUAAUUGAUUCAGGUCCUCAGCUUGCUGGUUCAUUAGACUUUAAUGUCGUUCACAGUUUGUAUAACAAAGGAUUUAUUUACCUUGAUGUACCAAUAUCUGAUGACAGCUGUAUAGCAGUGCCACCACUUGAAGGCUUUGUAAUGAACAGAGUGCAAGGUGAUUACUUUGAAACACUCCUGUACAAGAUAUUUGUUUCAAUAGAUGAACACACUAAUGUGGCAGAGCUUGCAAACGUCCUAGAGAUUGACUUAUCUUUGGUAAAGAAUGCUGUGUCCAUGUAUUGUCGGUUAGGCUUUGCUCAUAAAAAAGGCCAAGUAAUAAACCUGGAUAAUCUUCAUCCAUCAUGGAAGAAUGUUCCUUCAGUAAACAGACUGAAGAGUACUUUGGACCCUCAAAAGAUGCUGCUUUCAUGGGACAGUGGGGAAAACAGAAGUCCUGUUCAGGAAGCUGGGUCAUCAGCCACAGAUACAGAUACCAACAGUCAAGAUGAUCCAGCUGAAAUAGCCAGCGUGAGCAGCCUGAAUCUGUCUAGUGGACACACAAAGCGUAUUGCCUUCCUGUUUGAUUCUACUCUCACUGCCUUUUUAAUGAUGGGAAAUCUUUCACCAAACUUGAAAAGUCACGCAGUCACUAUGUUUGAAGUUGGGAAACUGUCAGAUGAGAGUCUUGACAGCUUCUUGGUGGAGCUGGAAAAGGUUCAAAGCACAGGUGAAGGAGAAGCACAGCGGUACUUUGAUCAUGCACUUACACUGAGAAACACAAUACUGUUUUUGCGGCAUAAUAAAGACUUAGGGGCGCAAGCUGUACAGCCUGAUCAACCAAGUAACGGGUUUCCGUUGGACCUCUUACGGUGUGAGAGUUUGCUUGGCUUGGAUCCAGCUACCUGCAGCAGAGUUCUCAACAAAAAUUAUACUCUACUGGUUUCUAUGGCACCACUCACCAAUGAAAUUCGACCUAUUAGCAGCUGUACACCACAGCAUAUUGGACCUGCGAUACCAGAAGUCAGUUCAGUUUGGUUCAAACUGUAUAUUUACCAUAUAACUGGCCAAGGACCACCCUCUCUGUUGCUCUCUAAAGGAACACGUCUUCGAAAGCUUCCAGACAUUUUUCAGGGUUAUGAUCGCUUACUAAUAACGUCUUGGGGUCACGACCCAGGAGUAGUUCCCACUUCAAAUGUACUCACAAUGUUGAAUGAUGCUUUAACACAUUCUGCUGUUCUAAUUCAGGGGCAUGGCAUGCAUGGAAUGGGAGAAACAAUGCACAUACCUUUCCCAUUUGAUGAAGCUGAGCAGCAGGGAGACUUUUCUCGUGUGAACAUGGGCAUUCAUACAGCUUUAAAAAUACUGAGAAACAAAGUAGACUUGCAGCAUUUUUGUGGCUAUGUCACUAUGUUGAAUCCUUCGAGUCGGCGUGCUAACAGGAAGCUGAGUGAUGCUUCUGAUGGAAGAGGAGAGGCUGAUCUGGCAUCAGAGUCUGAUGUAAAUGGGAGCACAGAAUCGUUUGAGAUGGUGAUAGAAGAAACCCCAAUGGAUCCUGCGGUCAAGCAAAGCCUUGAAGUACCUACAACAGAACAGGAGUGGGUUCCACUGGAAUUAUGCUUUGGCAUUCCCCUCUUCAGCUCUGAGUUGAAUCAGAAAGUCUGCAGAAAAAUUGCCACUCAUGGAUUAUGUGGAACAGAAAGCCUUCAAAAACUUUUACAUUCCAGUAGAAAGCUGUCUCUUCAGGUCCUUGAUUUUGUUCAUUCAUUCCAGGAAGGUAUUUCAACACUGGAUCAGCUCCAUGAUGCUGGUUCUUCAAGUUCACCUUUGCAGCCUAUUUCUGCAGAUAUGGGUGUUCCACUUCCUGCCAAGAACCUCAUGUUCAAAGAAGGUGUAAUAUCUGAAUGGAACGGAUGGUCCCCUUCCUCAGUUUUUUUCAACCCAGCUUAAGGAACAGGUCAAAUAGAGAUUGUCAUGUGUCGAUCGCUAAAUGCCUUUCUUCAAUUAUGGUUGAUUCUUAGUGCCAACCACUAAGAAGUGUACUGCUGCUGCAGCAUAACCCGUAUAAAAGUAGUGUUAAAAAAAGUGUUGUGUUGCAGUAUUGGGGAAAUGCUUAAACCAUCUAGAACUUGUUACUCAUUACUGCAUAUCUUGCUGCAACAGAGAGCUUUUUAGCUGUCAGCACUAUUUUUAUCUUGAGACAAUCUUUCUUUUAUAACUGAAAAUGGCCUUUCUAGGCUUUCUGAUGAUUGUUAAAUUUCUAUGGUGUCACUAAAAAAUUGCAAUAGUAGUUUUCUAUGUUAGUUAUUCAAACAUAAUUCUGUUUAGUUUUGUACUGUAUUACUGAAAAUCUUUCUGUAUAAAGGUAAGAGAUUUGUCUCUUCCUUUGAAAGCUCAAUGAUACCAACUGUUCAAAAAAAAAAAAAUAUCACGGUGAUACAGGGCAUUAAGAAUUGUUGAAUUCUGUAGUUCACCUUAACACUGAGGCCUUGACAAAUCCGUACAAUUGAAAGAUUUAAUGCUUACAGAGGGCUGAGUUAGCACAGACUUGAAGGCCUGCUGGUGACUUAGGACCACUUUGACGAUGAGUGGUGCACUUUAAUGUCUGGCAGAAUUUGAUGGAGAUGCAGAAUUAUGGAAGCACUGAAGUGAUCGUCUUGGUUCUUGGGAUUCCUCAUGAUAAUGGAUUCAUCUUGCUCUUCAUGUGAAACCAGCAGUGUCUGAGAUUUGAUUGCACUGGGAGUUAGUCCGUCGUUGUUAUUUGAAUCUGGUGAGGAUUGCUGUGGGAAAACUCCUGAAGUUGUAAGUCGAGCUCAAGGCAGAUAACUAGAUCUGUCCUGUUGAUAAAUGUUUGAAAGAACAGAGCUCUUCAUUUUUCAUGACAGUCAUUAGCAAAGAAAGAUAAUAGCAGAAGAUGUGUAGGUAGAGAUCUUUUUGAGUCUGUUCUCCUUGAACCAAUAGCUGCUAAUUAUGGCAAACAUUAAUAGAGAGCUGUUUAAUCUAAAAUCAUGUUCUGGCUUUAUUGGUAGGGGAUGAUUUUAUGUAGUGUGAUUUCACUCUGUUUAUAUUAGGCAUUAACUUUUUGCCUGCUUAAAAAAGUCUGUCCCGUUUAGCACACGAGGAGAAUGAAGGAUGUGAUUUGUGAAAACUUCUGACUCAGCUGUCUAAAGUGCUUUGCCAACUCAUAUUUGCUGGAACUGCCUUGUUUUAAAUAGACAUAAUUAAAAAUGAGACUUAACCAUCCUGUCGUUAAUUGCCUACAAUACAUAAUAGACCAAGGAUCUGUGGCAUAGGUAAUGCUGGACAAUAGCAAGGAGAAAAAUGGCAACAUUUGGUUUUGUAUCCUGUUCUGUUUGUUUGUGAGAGAAAAACAUGACAGAAGUUUGAAAAAGACAAGCGUACCACAAUAGGAUAAUGCAGUAGUUUCAGUUACAACUGCGAAAAUACCAUAUUUUUUUUUUCAUUUGCUUUAUAUUACAUUCCUGACGUGUAAGUGUUGGGACUUGUGCUCUAAGAAACUGGAAAUCUGUAAUACUUCAGUUUGCUCAGUGCUGCUUUUGUAGUGAUCUGUUUUGAUUUUGUAAUUUACCAACAGCAGCUGAAUUUAGUAUUCUGUGUAUAUUACAGAGCUGAAUUAUCUAUAUAAAGUUAAUCAUUUACACAUCAGUGACUUUUGUACUGGAUAUACCUACUCUCCAUAGCAUUUUUUUAAUUUGCCUUAUUUCCUUUGAAAGAAAUUACUGAGGACCUGGAGGUCAAUCUUUUAGAAAUGGCAGAGGAAACAUUUACUGUGAGAUUUUUUGUAUGGAGAGUAAGCUGAAAUGUAGCACUGUAGAGUGUCUAAGCAGUAGAUGACGGCUUACACUUGCAGUAAUAUAGAUGUUACUUUAAGUGCUACGGUGAGCUGUAGUAGAUGAGUUAGUUUGAUGUCUUGUAUCAAGUUUUGCCAUGCACUGUCCAUACGAGUAUGUAAAGUGAUGAUAGCACAAGUUGUAUGGAAAUUUGAAAAUGGUUGAUAAUUUCUUCUUCUCACUGAUAUUCUUCAGUGUCACUAAAUGAAGGAUGCUCUUUGUUAUUAGGUUAUCUAAAGUAAAGUUUCUGAGUAGCAGUAGUCUAUUCUUCGGAGUUUAAUACCCAUAAAUCUCACAGUCAGUGGUGAGAAUUACGGACACAUUGCAGUUUUUAUAGAACUCAAGCCACUAUAAUUUAGAUUAGUUUAGGAGCUUAAGUGUUCAAGUGUGCAUAUCUGAAGUUACUGAACAGAUUGCAACCAAAGAAGUCCAUAAAAUAUCUGAAACUUGACUGCAGCUCCAGUGCUUGGGAUGGUCCAGAGGCUUUACUCAUAAAGUAUGUGACUUUUGUUUUAAAUGUGGUGUAACAAUAAGAUCUUAAAGAUCUUCAUACCAAAAGAAUCUAUUUUAUAUGGUAUUGCAAAUAAAGACAAGUUAAAUUUCUUUUCUUCAAGCAGUUUUAUUGACAGUGGGGAAAAUUUCACAUGCAUUACACACUGUAAAGCUAUCUAAAGUUUUUGUCUUCAGCAAGAUUUUUAAGUUGUAGAAGAAAGGUUGAUGUACCUGAAUAUGUUCAGGAGCCAGUGAGGUUGUGUGCUAUGUUGUUUGUUUUUUUUUUUGGCCAUGACUACUUCUUUCACAAUUCUUUUUUCUUUUCUUUCAUUGUUCUCAAGUUCUCAAUUUUUCCUUUCUUGUUCAGUGUUCGCAAUGGUUUGUGUUUUGAAGGUUUUUAGUAUGACUGUAAUUGAGUAUAGUUGCACUCUAGUGUGACAUUGUUAAUAGUAUAAAUGGAAUUGUACAGAGUCUGUGUUCAAUUAAAUUAUUGGCACAUGUAACAAUUGUUUACAAAUAAACUGUGGCAUAGGUCAAACCAUGUGCAGAAACCUUUGCAUGCAGCGGUAGUUUUCUUCUUGGGCAUGGCACUAAAAUGUUGCUUUGUCGCUGUAGUGCUCAAGAUUACUAAAUGUCAUCAAAGUAUCUUUUCCCCAUAGGCAUGCAAUUCUGCCAAGAUGCCAUUUUAUCAAGGGAAUCCUCUUAUUUUUUUUGUAGUCAUCUCCAUACAAUGUGCUUAAUGUCUAAGAAGAAGGGAAAGCACCAGAGAAUGAUGUGUGCUUAGUCAUUCAGCCACAAUUUAAACCUGUAGGGUUUGACACUGGAUGUUUGCAGGCACUUGUGCAUGUGAUGUCUUGUCCAUUUCAUUGGACUAAAGAUGUUUUUGACUGUAAGCUUGGAAGAAAUGAGACCAAAAUUGUCAUUUGUUUGUGUCUUUAAAGUAACCCAGGCCCAGGAUUCAUCUUAGCAGAAGUUCAUCUAACUGCAGAGACGAUGACUGAUAGCAAUAAAAAGAAAUAAUGCAGACCUAGAUGGUCACAAAAACCUAAUGACCUCCUUGGUAUAAACCUUAAUUUAUUCUAUAUGUACUAUUUAUUCUGCACAUAAUAUGUAACUAUAUGCUUUUCCCCACCCCCAGUCCUUUUAAUCCACUUGAAUACUCCUAAUGUAUGCCUCUAGUUUUGUCAUUGUCAUAGAACUUUAAGCUCCUCUUGGACCGUAGAUGAAAUGUAUCUGGUUUUAUUGUUCAGCCCAUAAAGCUAAUAAUCUUCCCCUGGAACAAAGCCAAGCAUUUUUAAUGCUUCUUUAAGAAGGCUUUUGGUGACUUUGAUAUCAAGAUCACUUGCUUAGAAGCUAUUUGGUACAAGAUGCCUUUUGGAGAUGGGCCUCCUGGUAAGCUGGGACUGGGCAGGCUUUAGGAACUGAGCUGAGCUUGAAGACCUCAAGUACUUCGGUGGCUACAAUGAGGUACUCAGCUCAUGGUUCUGUCUUGUAUGUGAAGAGCUAAAUGGUCUUGCAUGUUGUGCAUGGGUCAUGCAAACUUGCAUUGCUGUCUUCAGUAAAGGAGGCUUUAGGGAAGCAGAUAGCUCCUUGUAUCCUUGAUUCUGAUCUAGUUGAAGAUGUCCCUGCUCAUUGUGGGGAGGGUUGAAUGAGACGAACUUUCCAGCCCAAACUGUUCUAUAAUUCUUUUGCUAAGUGAUUCUACACAGCUUCACAACAGUGAAUGAGAAGUAUCACUACGCAAAUAAGAUGAUGGAGGCAUUGGUUUAUGACAGCUUUAAUGAAUACUUACCUUGGAUUUCUGCAAAUUAAUGGAGUUAUUUGUUUAAUUGUUGUCUCUUUUCAUUAUCGAUCUAUGUCCUGUAUCUUAAAACUUUUGCUUCCCUCCAAGCCCUCAGCCACUCAAAAAACUGCUGCUACAAGUCCAAGCAGAACUGUAAGAGAACCUCAAAAUAGGUGCACAGGUGACCUGUGUUUUGUCCUGCUAUCUUUCUGCACCACUGCAAUGUAAUUUCUUACAGUUGCUUAUUUGGUUUUUAUUUGUUGUUAUUGGCAGCCAGCAUGGCUUCACCAGAGACAAGUCCUGUCUGACCAACCUAUGAUGGGGUAACCCAUGCAGUGGACAUGGAAACCCAAUGAAUGUGUUCUAUCUGGACUUCUGUAAAGACUUUGACACGGUCCCCGACAACAUCCUUCUCUCUAAAUUGGAGACGCAUGGAUUUGAUGGGUGGACUGUUCAGUAGAUAAGAAAUUGUCAUAUUCAGAGAGUAGUGGUCAGUGGCUUGAAGUCCAGAUAGAGAUCCGUGACAAGUAGUGUCCCUCAGGGGUCCGUGCUGGGACUGGUGCUGUUUAAUAUCUUCAUCAAUGAUACUGACAGCGAGAUUGAGUGCACCCUCAGCAAGUUUGCAGAUGACACCAAGCUGAGUGGUGUACUUGCCACACUGGAAGUAACAUAAUCUAGAGGGACCUGGACAGGCUGGAGAAGUGGGCCUGUGCGAGCCUCAUGAGGUUCAACAAGGCCAAGUGCAAGGUCCUGCACCUGGGUCAGGGUAGUCCCCGAUUUCAACACCGGAUGGGGGAUGAUGUGUUUGAGAGCAGCCCUGCAGAGAAGGACUUGGGGGUGCUGGGUGACGAGAAGCUCGACAUGAGCUGGCAGUGUGCGCUUGCAGCCCAGAAGGCCAACCACAUCUUAGGCCGCAUCAAAAGAAGCAUGGCCACCCAGUUGAGGGAGGUGAUUCUUCCCCUCUAUUCCUCUCUUGUGAAACUUCAUCUGGAGUACUGUGUCCAGUUCUGGAAUGCCCAACGUAAGAAGGAUACAGAACUGCUGGAACAGGUCCAGAGGAGGGCUACAAAGAUGAUUAGAGGGCUGGAGCACCUCCUACGUGAGGACAGGCUGAGAGUUGGGCUUGUUCAGCCUGGAGAAGAGAAGGCUCUGAGGAGACCUUAUAGCGACAUUCCAGUACCUGAAGGGGGCCUACAGGAAAGCUGGAGAGGGGCUAUUCAUAAAGGCUUGUAUAGAUAGGACUAGGACCAAUGGGUAUAAAAUGGAAAGCAGCAGAUUUAGACUAGCUAUAAGGAGAAAUUUCUUCAUGAUGUGAGUGGUGAGGCACUGGAACAAGCUGCCCAGGGAAGCUGUGGAUGCCACAUCCUUGGAGGAGUUCAAGGCCUGAUUGGAUGGGGCCUUGGGCAGCCUGAUCUGGUGGGAUUGUCCCAGCCCAUGGCAGGGGGUUUGGAACUGGAUGAUCUUUAAGGUCCCUUCCAACCCAAACUAUUCUAUGAAGGAUGUACAGAUAAGGUCUUUUUGCAAUUAAGACCGUUAAUUACUCGAGCAGGCUGCCCAGAGAUGGUGUGCAGCCUCCAUCCAUGGAGAUAUUCGAAAACAGACUGAAUAAAGCUCUGAGCAACAUUACGUGAUCUCAUGGCUGUCUUUGCUGUGAGCAGGAGUUUGGACUACAGACCACCUAAGGUCCCCUUCAACCUACAUUGUUCAGUGUUUCUGGUUGCAGAAAAUCACUUCAUGUAUUUUAUAAUUGUUUUUCAGUAGGGUGGGGUUGAACACAAACCAAAAUUGAUAUUGUGGGUUUGGAGAACAUUAUCAUAGCAGAACAUUCAGCCAGUAAUACAGCACAACAGGUUUUUGUAGAAGUAUAUAGUUUUUCAUUAUCAAACUACCAGCAUUAGACCAGUUGUUUGAAUGUGGUUUUUGUGUGGUCCCAGGUGCUUUGUGGAAGCAAUUCAGCCAGUGACAAGAAAACCUAAUGGCAACAAGACUGAAUAGCGCUAGAGUCCAGGAGAGGAGCAAAAUGCCAAGGACUGAGACCUUGGAGGAGGAGGUGGUUGGAGAUGGGGGUCGUCAAAUGCUACAGAGUAGGAGAUUGAUGCUGCUCAUAAUGGUAGCAAGGAGGUGUGUGGGCAACAGCAACCUGAAAGUUGUCCAACAGUGCAAGUUCUGUUGCUGAGAAACUCACGACACUGCUUCAGCUGUGGCUGUCUAGCAGUAGGUCAAUACAGGAAGGAUUUUGGGUGGUUACUGGGCAGCUAACCUGACUUCCUAACCUUGGAAGUGGCUGCUUUUUUAUUGACUUUUCUGUCCUAUUGUAUUUGUUUGGGGUUUUUUUAACCCUUGCAGAAGAGGGAAAUACUAAUGAACUGGCUGCAUCCUUUAUUUCUAAAUGUGAUGUACCUUUAAGAAGCAUCCCAGCUGAAAAAAAACACCGAGAGAAACUGAAGAGAUCUGUUGUAAGGCUUGCGUAUGUUGUUCUGUUGUCUUCUGAACUGCUUCUGUGUAUUAUGAAUCAAUGAUAAUGCUACUUGAGAACAAUGGCUUCUGUGUUUGUCUUGUUUUAACCUAUCUGCCAUUUUCUUUGUAAAUGAAAAGCGUUUAAUUAUUCUAUGGUUUUACUGUCACAGGACUUGAACUUGUUAUUUGUGGGCUGUGGCUUUUGCUUGCUUUCCUUUUAUAGACAGCAAAUCUGUCAUGUCUUCUGUAAUGCCCAUUUUCUUUUUGAUGUUCUGUUUCUUAUGGGUUUUUGUGCUGCAGUCUCAGCUUUUUACCUGCAGUUACCCUACACAUCCCUCUUUGCCACCAUACACUGUGCUUGUUAUGCACAUGCAGAAUGUAACCUUGAAUCUUUGCUUGUCUUUCUUGUUAUUUAUAAUAUUCAUGUGGGUUUUUUUCUUUUCUAAAGUCUUUGGCAAGCUGAAAGCUUUCUUUCCUUGCAGUUAUUGCUUAAAAUCCCAUAUGGGGGUAGGAGAACCUCUGUUACUCUAUUUUCCAUUACAGUACACAGUAUAUUCCAUUCCUGGCCACAAGUCUGCUGCUUAUGUAAUCUUAUUUGAAGAAUAGCACUGCAUACGUUGAUAGCUCUAAAUUUCUGUGAGUUAUCUGGCUUUACUUUCAAGAAACUGCUGAAUUCAGACAUGAGUUCACAUUGAAUGAUUUGGUUUGGCACAACACUGCUUUGUUGUUUCUUCAGUUUUUAAGCGUGCUUCUUCUAAAGCUGCAGGACAGUCCCUGGUCCUGGGAAGAGAGAUAUUUAGAAUCAAUGGGAAGAAUUAAGUUAGUCAUCAGGAAUGAAAUGUUCCAUGUGGCAUUGAUGCUAAACUUGCAGCAAUUUUUAAGCUAUUCUGUAGUGUGCGUAGCCCAUGACAUGUAUAGCAUACAUAUUAGUCAUGAGGUUUAGCGAAUAAGUCUUGGCCUAGUGCCGUUCACUGAAAAUAGUUGUUGUGAUAGAGCACAUUCAGCUGGGGAACGGAAAUGAAAGUGAAAAGAAGCUAAUGAUAAGAAGGGUGAAAUGUAGAAAAAGUGCUGGGAGAAAAGGCGAAGCACGUGUCUGUUAUUACCUACAGAAAUGGAAAGACGCCUUUUAAUUACAAGUCCCAAAAAAUCUACUCCCAAAAAGCUGGGAAAGAAGUUAAGCACAGCAAUGAGAGGUGCCAGGGGUGUGAGCAGACUGGGAAGAAAGAAGUAGAACUAAAAUUCAGCUCUCUGAAUUCCUUCUGCAAAGAACGUGAAUUGGUCUGGAUUGUAUUAUCACCUGAUGUAUAAAAGCAAAACAUGCUUUGAAAAUGAAUGAGGUAUUACUCCAAUCUUUUCGUAAAUUAAAUCAGAUCAGUAGCUGUCAGACUGAAAUCCUGUGCUUGUUUAACUGGACUGUGCAUUGUGAAUGACAGUAGGAUUUGCCAGACUGAGGCUUCUAGACACACAAAUGUCUUGCCCUGUAGGUGUCAGCAUUUCUGUUGUUAUUGUCUUGACUUCCAGAAACAGGCAGCAUCAGGAAAAAACAGUGGAUUUGUUUUGGUUGGGUUUUUUUUAAUUUAUUAUUAGAAGUGUCACAAAAUUACAGAAUGGUUGGGGUUGGAAGGGACCUCUGGAGAUCUAGUCCAGUUCCACUGCUAAAGUAGUCCCACCAGGAACAGGUUGCACAGGAGUGCACCCACACAGGUUACACCUACUUAUUUAAGUAGGUGUUCUUUGCUAGCAAAAGCUACUGAAGUAAAGCAGUUUUAUAUAAUUAACAAGCAGAGCUCUCCUUACUGGAUAGAGAAGCUUCAGAAAAUAGACUUUGGUUAAAGUGUUACUUGCAGAAUGUCACGUAUCUGUUUAUAAAACUAUCUAAAUAAUAGGACUAAGCCUUUGGCAAAUAUUGAUACGAUGAAUGACAUCCAUCAAUUGUAAUGAACUUCUUGAUUCCAAAAGAGAUGCAGUCAUGUACAGCAAUGUUUAGGUUAAGCAUUAGCUCCAGGUUCACCAGGUUCUGACUUUUGGAGCAGAGCCAGGAACCUCUGAGAGAAGGAUUUCCUUCUCUCAAGGAAAGAUUUCCUGGAGGAUGGGAGUCCAGCUCUGGAAAGGUGGAUCCGUGCUGAGUAACUGUGUGGGACUCAAGUGUCUGAGGAGCCUGGGGAAUCUGGGUGUGAGACACCAUGGAAAUAGGAGGAGAAACAUGGUUUUAGCCUAACUCUGUUUACAUAAGUUGUUUUUUUUAAUAAUCAUGGUUGGAAGAAUGAGUUUGAAACGCUUUUUAAUGCAUGAGUAGAAAAUCAGAAUGGAGCAUCCUUUCUUUUGGACCUGGUACACCCUGAAGUGCCCGGCAAGUCUGACAGGGCUAGUGUAGCCAUUUGAUUUGGAAAUAAAUUGAGAUUAGUACUCGGAAGACAGCUGAAGCUCAGUUUUGUGGUAUUCCUUUUAGUCUGGAGAAGAGGAGUUGGGGAGGAACCUUAUUGCUCUCUACAGCUGUCUGAGAGGAGGUUGUGGGAAGGUGGGUAUUGAUCUCUUCUCCCAAGUAACUAGCAACAGGGUGAGAGGAAAUGAACUCAAGUUGUGCUGGGGAGGUUUAGAUUGGAUAUUAAGAAAAAUUUCUUCGCCAGAAGGCUUGUCAAGCAUUGGAACAGGCUGCCCAGGGAAGUGGUGGAGUUACCAUCCCUGGAGAUAUUUAAAAGAUGUGUAGAUGUGCUUAGGGACAUGGUUUAGUGGUGAACUUGGCAGUGUUGGGUUUACAGUUGGAUUUGGUGUUCUUAAAGGUCUUUUCCAACCAAACAAUUCUGUGAUGUGUUCUAUGAUCUUGCACUUCUCACUCUACAUUGAACCUGGAUGUCAAUUUUUCUAGGCUGUCUCUCUAUUUCUGAUCCUGUGAAUUAGUAAAGAGAGUGGUUUUCCUUGGCACUCGCUUCCAAGGCAGUCUGGUAAAGUAUUAUUAGCUGAAUUUCUAUAUGACAGUUUCUAAAAUAUUAAUUUCUUUGGCUAACAAAUCUGAUUAUGUUGACACGUGUUCUUCAUGAGACCAACAUUUCUUGUCCUCUUCCUAUGAACUGAUUUUAUAGCUGUAGAGAAUAUCUCCUGAGGGGACCAAAAAGAUGUCAGAGAUGAAACAGAAGUUUUACCCAUGGUAACACACGUGUGAUAAUACUUCAAAGAGGGUAGGAGAUAAUGCAUUUUCAUUUCUACUCUUCAGAGUGGAGGCAUCUCAAAUCCACUAUUAAACAGAUGGCAGGAUCUAUAAUUGAAGAGUUCUUAAUGUUUGUCUUCAGGCUAGCUAUACAGGAGUGAAAGCACCAUGGGGUGCAAGUGAAACAAGAUAAAAUAAAAUAGAGCCAUUUCCUCUGGACAAGGGGGUCUGAAGAUUAUUUUUUUACUUGAGUUCAUGCAGUGAAAUAAUGAUUUUGUCUGUGUCAAGCCCGCAGACUGAGUUGAUGGAGCCAGUCGCUCCUAGGGACAUUGCUGAGCUUGUUUUAAGUAAGGUGAGAUGGUUGAAGGCAGCUGGACCUGUGCAAAGCCAGCACCAGCAGAGAGCCUGGCCUUGGCUACAUAAUGUGCCCAUGAGGGUGCAUAAAUACAUGGACUGUAUGAGUCAGCUUCUGCUUAUGGGAACUGAUGGAAGACAGUGAGGGGUCGAUCAGCUUGUUGCACAGGAGACACCUGUGUGAAGCUCCACACGGACACUUUCUCUGAACUCUAGACCAGCGAAAUUGGAACUGAUUGGGAACCUUUUAUGAGCAAUCCUGGUGUAGAAAGUGUUGAUUUACUGAAGGGAAACUUCAUAAUCCUGAGGUCAUGUGUGUGAUGGACUUAUUUUGCCUGCAGCAGAGAAAUGUCUGUAGGUGCGUAAUCCCUGCUCUGAACCAUGUGUGCCAUUACUCCAAAGCAGUAUGCUCUUCUUUGCUGGAACCAGUAUAGUUUAUAUAAAUAGCUGCAUAUUAUGGAAAGAAACUCUGUAGGCCACAGUCAGAAAAAAAAAAUCAACAUCGUAUGUAGAAGAACUGUUUAUAGUCUUUGCUCAGAGAUAUGCAGAACAGCUGUUUCACUUAUUAAGGGAAAAAUCUCGGUACUGCUUUCUUAGGAUGCAGAACAUAAACUGUGAUGAAACUUAGGAUGCAGACUUUUUACAUUAACUGUUUUUUAACUCCCAGUGAGUGGUACUACUGUCCCACUGAUACUGAAAAGGUACCAAUUGCUGCUUGACAGUUUUUUAAGAGGAUGCAAACAGAAAGCAGGACUUCUCCAAUCCAACAGAGAGCAGUCUUGCAUUAAAAAAAUGAGACUACUGCAGAAAAGUGCUGUUGUCUGCUCCUCCCAGGUUAGGAGUGAGAGCAGCUACCCAGAAGCUCUUGAUUUUAGAAAACGUUCUUUUCUUUUUCAAAACAGUCCCUUUCUUCUCCUGUCCCUACCCCUGGCUGCAUCUCCAUUCGCAGGGAGUGGAUGAGCUUGUUGUGAAGCUGUUAAGUUUCUGAGAGCAGCCUCUGGCUUGGCUUCUUAAUUUUACUUUGUCUUUGCAAGUACUACACUGCAGACGGGGCUUCUCCCUGUGUGCCAGUGCUGUGCCUGCAGCAGUGGUCCCUAGCCGUCCACUGGGGAGAAUGGGAGGUAUCAGUGUGGUGUGCCUGGCAGCCUGUGAGCUUCUCCACCUGGCAGUUUGCCUUCUCUCAAAGAUGAUGGUUUGUACUGCUCAAACGUCCCACUUGACAACCUCUGUAUGUGCUUGCUUGCAGCUGGUAUGCAUACAUCCACAUGGCAAAGAUCAUCACUCCCCUUGUGCCUAAAAGGGAUUGCCCAACCUCUUCAGCAGCGUGGCCCAAGAAGACAUCCCUAAAAGCAGCUUUGUAGAAUCAUAGAAUAGUUUGGGUUGGAAGGGACCUUAAAGAUCAUCUAAUUCCAACCCUCCUGCCAUGGGCAGGGACAACCCCUAGAUCAGGCUGCCCAAGGCCCCAUCCAACCUGGCCUUGAACAUCUCCAGGGAUGGGGCAGCCACAGCUUCCCUGGGCACCUGUUCCAGUGCCUCAUCACUCUCAUGGUGAAGAAAUUCUUCCUAAUGUCUAGCCUAAAUCUGUCCCGCUCCAGUUUAUACCCAUUGCCUCUAGUCCUAUCACUACAAGCCUUUGUGAACAGUCCCUCCUCAGCUUUCUUGUAGCCCCCUUCAGGUACUGGAAAGUUGCUAUAAGGUCUUCUCAGAGCUCUCUUUUCUUCAGGCUGAACAAGCCCAACUCUCUCAACCUGUCCUUGUAUGGGAGGUGCUACAGCCCUCUGAUCAUCUUUGUAGCCUCCUCUGGACCCGUUCCAGCAGUUCGUCCCUGUGUCCUACCCAUUUGGACUAUCUCCUAGCCAAACAAGACAGGAUUCCCCGCUCCUUUCUCAGUGGGCUGGCUUGUUGCAAACCCAAGCUGGUGGCAUGGUGUGAUGGAUUAUUUUAUUUGUAGACAGGUAUCCCCUGGGGUCUGGGUUAUGCUUUGUUUUCUUCUGGGCUAAGUGUCAGACAGACAGUCAGGCAGUAUUUUGUGGGUGGAGAGAAGGGGAGAGAGGAAGAAAUGGUUCUUCGCAUGUAAAUCUUAGACCUUAAGAAAAAGAACUCUAAGUAUAUUAAAUGCUCUUAAUAGAUUUCCAUUUGCUUGAGUACAGAGGAGCUCAGGUGGAUUUCUUAAAAUAGUUAUAUGAUCAGUUUAGUUUGAUUACACACAAUGUGGUCCGUGAUGGAAAAAUUCUCCCCUUCUGAGAUCAAUUAGUCUGUGCUGAGAUCAAUUAGCAGUCCUGGUGAGAUGAUCCAAGGGAAGAGUCUGAUGUUUGGGUACCUUUGAGCUCUUAGCAGGGCUGCAGAAGAAGGGUAGAAAUAGAUGGUGCCAGGCAACUGAGGGGGCUCACAGCAAUUUUAUUACUGUUGCAUUCCCAUGCUGGGACUGCUGGGCCAGGAUUGCUUUUGCAGAUCUUUCCACUCAAUUUCCUAUUUCCUCUGGAGCUGCUGUCAAACCCAUAACUUGCUCCCUGUUGCUGUUUCAGCAUGCAGAAGUCUUUGGAAAGGGUUUUACCCAUGACAAAGACACGCUAUCUGUCAACUGAGGCUCCUGCCUGUACCUCGCUGUACACCUCCCCUUCCCACCCACAUCAUCUUUAACCAUGCUGGAUGAAAAGAAAUGGAACACAUCCCAAACUGCUUCUGAACAUCUCAUAUUGCUUCAGAAAGGUCUGUGCAGGGAUCUGGGGGUGAAUGGGACAUCUUGGUCACUGGGCAACCAUGGCCGAUGGGUAUUUUAAUAAGCAGCAGAGGGGUCUCUGGUAAAGCUGUACUGUCUCUGUAAGAAGAAAUGGUGUCUCCUGAAGGUAUACGCUGAUAACUGAGUCUGAAAUGCAAACACUGCAUUUGGAAGGAUUGCUCCAUGUAUGAGAAAAAUUAAGAAGCAGAAGCCUUUCAAAGUGUUAGAAGAACUGGAGGGUUACACAUGGGGAAAAAAAUGCAGCAAGAUCUUUUAAUGCUGUAGACUCCUUUUAACUGUUAUGUUGUGUUUAUGUCAC
This is a messenger RNA of Cuculus canorus (common cuckoo), 15774 nucleotides long. RefSeq names its product family with sequence similarity 91 member A1 (gene FAM91A1). The coding region runs from base 91 to 2604 and encodes 837 amino acids. The transcript is spliced from 24 exons. Gene Ontology annotation, biological process: intracellular protein transport. Lineage: Eukaryota; Metazoa; Chordata; Aves; Cuculiformes; Cuculidae. Gene Ontology annotation, cellular component: trans-Golgi network; cytoplasmic vesicle. The record is from RefSeq and is a predicted model, not a curated record.